AGCUAGGACCAGUUUUGUUAGCCAGCAGCUGCCCUAGAUCGACCUCUCCAAAAAUAGCCAUUUAACUCUGAACUCCUAUUUAAGAAUGUAACUCGUUUUUUUUUUUUUUGUUUUUUUUUUCUGUCUCUUUAUUUUCAAGGUUUAAAGGGAAGCUGCGAGGAUUCCAAGGUCCCACCGCCCUCACAGCCAAUGAAGAGCCUGGGAGGGUGGAGCUUGGGGCUGCUUGGUGCAGCUCUUGCUUCUGAGGAAAUCACCCCCAGUAAAUGCAGUGGAGUCGGAGCUCUGCUGCAUCUGUCACAGUAGAACAAAAUAAAAAACAGAAGAGGAGAGACGCUGCAGACUAUGGAACACUGUAGGACUUCCUGGAAUAUUUGCUGAGAAUUCCCGAGGAGCAUGAUCUUUUAAAAACCAAUUCUUUUUGAAACUGGUUUGGAUAACUAGGAAAAUGACACAUAUGCUAAAUGCAGCAGCUGAUCGAGUGAAAUGGACCAGAUCGAGUGCUGCUAAGAGGGCUGCCUGCCUAGUGGCUGCGGCAUAUGCUUUGAAAACCCUCUAUCCCAUCAUUGGCAAGCGUUUAAAGCAAUCGGGCCGAGGGAAGAAAAAAGAGGAAGCUUACCCGGCUGCAGAGAACAGAGAAAUACUGCAUUGCACCGAGACCACUUGUAAAACACCUUCGCCAGGAGUGAAUGCAGAUUUUUUCAAACAACUACUAGAACUUCGGAAAAUUCUCUUUCCAAAACUUGUGACCGCUGAAACCGGGUGGCUCUGCCUCCACUCAGUUGCUCUCAUCUCAAGAACCUUUCUGUCUAUAUAUGUAGCUGGUCUGGAUGGGAAAAUUGUGAAAAGCAUUGUGGAAAAGAAGCCUUGGACUUUCAUUAUCAAACUAAUCAAGUGGCUCAUGAUUGCCAUCCCUGCCACUUUUGUCAACAGUGCAAUAAGGUACCUUGAGUGCAAACUGGCUUUGGCCUUCAGAACUCGCCUAGUAGAUCAUGCUUAUGAAACCUAUUUUACAAAUCAGACUUAUUAUAAGGUUAUCAAUAUGGAUGGUAGACUGGCAAACCCUGAUCAGUCUCUUACAGAGGAUAUUAUGAUGUUCUCCCAAUCUGUGGCUCACUUGUAUUCCAAUCUGACCAAACCUAUUUUAGAUGUAAUUCUGACCUCCUAUACACUCAUCCAAACUGCUACAUCUAGAGGAGCAAGCCCAAUAGGGCCCACCCUGUUAGCAGGGCUUGUGGUGUACACCACUGCUAAAGUCUUGAAAGCCUGCUCUCCCAAAUUUGGUAAAUUGGUGGCUGAAGAAGCUCACAGGAAAGGCUAUUUGCGGUAUGUGCACUCCAGAAUUAUAGCCAACGUGGAAGAAAUUGCUUUUUACAGAGGACAUAAGGUAGAAAUGAAGCAACUCCAGAAAAGUUACAAAGCUUUAGCAGAUCAGAUAAACCUCAUUUUAUCCAAGCGUUUGUGGUACAUCAUGAUAGAGCAGUUUUUGAUGAAGUAUGUUUGGAGCAGCAGUGGAUUAAUUAUGGUGGCUGUACCGAUUAUCACUGCAACUGGCUUUGCAGAUGGUGAAGAUGGCCAGAAACAAGCAAUGGUUAGUGAACGAACAGAAGCCUUCACCACUGCUCGAAAUUUAUUGGCCUCUGGAGCUGACGCUAUUGAAAGAAUUAUGUCUUCAUACAAAGAGAUCACUGAAUUGGCUGGCUAUACUGCUCGAGUGUAUAAUAUGUUUUGGGUCUUUGAUGAAGUAAAUAGAGGCAUUUAUAAGCGAACUGCUGUCAUCCAAGAGCCAGAAAACCAUAGUAAGAAUGAAGUCACCAUGGAAUUACCCCUCAGUGACACCUUGACAAUCAAAGGAAAUGUGAUUGAUGUGGAUCAUGGAAUUAUUUGUGAAAAUGUUCCCAUAAUUACACCAACAGGAGAGGUAGUGGCUUCCAGGCUAAACUUCAAAGUACAAGAAGGAAUGCAUCUUUUGAUAACGGGUCCCAAUGGUUGUGGGAAAAGUUCUCUCUUUAGAAUUUUAAGUGGUCUGUGGCCUGUCUAUGAAGGAGUCCUCUAUAAACCACCACCCCAACAUAUGUUCUAUAUUCCACAAAGGCCAUACAUGUCUCUUGGAAGUCUUCGGGAUCAAGUCAUUUAUCCUGAUUCAGUGGAUGAAAUGCAUGAUAAAGGCUAUACAGACCAAGAUCUAGAAUGUAUUCUGCGAAAUGUUCACCUCUAUCACAUAGUUCAAAGAGAAGGAGGAUGGGAUGCUGUUAUGGACUGGAAAGAUGUCUUGUCAGGAGGGGAAAAGCAAAGAAUGGGCAUGGCUCGCAUGUUUUAUCAUAAACCUAAAUAUGCAUUGCUGGAUGAAUGUACCAGUGCUGUGAGCAUUGAUGUUGAAGGAAAGAUAUUUCAAGCUGCAAAAGGUGCUGGAAUUUCCUUACUGUCUAUAACACACAGGCCUUCUCUUUGGAAAUAUCAUACUCAUUUGUUACAGUUUGAUGGUGAAGGAGGAUGGCGCUUUGAACAGCUGGAUACUGCUAUCCGUUUAACACUGAGUGAAGAAAAGCAAAAGCUAGAAUCCCAGCUAGCUGGAGUUCCCAAAAUGCAGCAGAGACUAAAUGAACUAUGCAAAAUAUUGGGAGAAGACUCAGUGCUGAAAACAAUCAAAAAUGAAGAUGAGACUUCCUAAUGUGUUUUGACAUAUUUUUUAAAUUAUUUUUUAGGUAAAGGCUUUAAGAAAUCAAGAACACUUUGUUAUAGUGCAUGCAUUCUGUUAAACUAAGCACAGAGAAAAAAGAUAGCAAGAAACAUUCUAUAAAAGGUUAGCUUCAAGGAAAUAUGUGACUUGAAUUUUCAGAAGAAAAUAAACAAUGCAUUAUGUAAAGAUUAGUCAUGGAUUAUACUAAUUCCCACUGGAAACUAAUUCACCUAUGAAACAGGAUUUUUUAAGUGAAUUCAUGAUGAAUGCCAUAUUUGCUAUGUGUAUGUGAUGU
This is a messenger RNA of Chrysochloris asiatica (Cape golden mole), 2972 nucleotides long. RefSeq names its product ATP-binding cassette, sub-family D (ALD), member 2 (gene ABCD2). Lineage: Eukaryota; Metazoa; Chordata; Mammalia; Afrosoricida; Chrysochloridae. The record is from RefSeq and is a predicted model, not a curated record. Gene Ontology annotation, cellular component: peroxisomal membrane. Bases 446 to 2668 code for a protein of 740 amino acids. Gene Ontology annotation, molecular function: ABC-type transporter activity; ATP binding; long-chain fatty acid transmembrane transporter activity. The transcript has 10 exons. Gene Ontology annotation, biological process: long-chain fatty acid import into peroxisome; peroxisome organization; fatty acid beta-oxidation.